Molecule: messenger RNA, 1573 nt
Organism: Triplophysa dalaica
Lineage: Eukaryota; Metazoa; Chordata; Actinopteri; Cypriniformes; Nemacheilidae
Product: interferon-induced protein with tetratricopeptide repeats 5-like
Exons: 2
Coding region: 6-767 (253 amino acids)
Biological process (GO): defense response to virus
Cellular component (GO): cytosol
Molecular function (GO): protein binding
Source: RefSeq, a predicted model, not a curated record
CCAAGAUGAGUAUGGAUCAUGAUACAGUUUUGAAAACAAAACUUGACCAGCUGGAAUGUCACUUCACCUGGGCUCUGAUAAAAGAUGACUUGGAUCUACCUAGCGUUCUCAAUAGGAUUGAUGAACAGCUUAAAUUGGAUUAUGAUAAAAAAGAAACGCUCGCACGAAUUUACAAUUCCUUAGCAUAUGUGAAGUUCCUUCAAGGGUUUCUGGAUGAGACACUUAGCAGUCUCAUGACAUCUGUGCAGCUUUUCAAAGAGUGCCAUGAAGAGGAAUCCCACAAAGAUCUCAUUGUUACCUAUGGAAACCUUGCCUGGAUAAACUACCACAUGAAGAACUACAAAGAGUGUGAAAGUUACCUGCAGAAAGUCCUGAAGAUAAAUGAAAACUUUUCAUCUGAGUCUUUAUCUAUUCCAGAGGUGAUUGGUGAGAAGGGAUGGACCUUUCUUAAAUUUUCUCGCAAGUAUUAUGAGAGAGCCAAAGAAUGUUUCAAGAAGGCUUUAGAUCUGGAACCAGAAGUUGGUGAGUGGAACGCUGGUUAUGCCAUCGCUCUGUAUCGAACAGAAUAUGGAGAAUUCACUAUUGAGAAUUCACCAGUAAUCAAGCAACUGAGACGAGCCAUUGAAACAAAUCCUGAUGAUGAUGUGCUUAAGAUCUACUUAGCUAUGCAACUUGUUUUAUACAAAAAGUACAGGGAGGCUGACAGCUUGGUAGAUGAGGCUAUAGAAAGAUCUCCAGAUCACCCACAUGUCAUGCGAUAUGCUUGAAAAUUCUUCAGAUAUAGAGGAUGUGUGGACAGGGGUAUUGAUUUGUUGAGCAAAGCCCUUGAAUAUUCACCUAAUUCAAGCCUCGCACAUCAUCAAUUAGCUCUCUGCUAUAAAACAAAGAAAAUCCAACUGCUGCAGGAGGGAUAUCAUCACGCCAGAUCAACUUUGGUUCAACAGAUUCGUGAUAAGAUCAUCUUCCAUUUAGAAAUGGCUUUUACUCAUGCACCCUGCUUCAUCACAGCAAUGAGUGAUCUAGCACUGCAUUACGGAGAACGGUGUGAGAUUACACGAGCUGAAGAGAUGUUUCAGAUGAUUUUCAAAACAGCCAAAGAGAAAAAUGAUAAUCUACAUGUGGUUAAUUUUUAUUAUGCUGAAUUCCAGUUGUACUGCAACAGACGUGAAGCUUUAGCUAUCAAGCACUACAUGGAAUGCCUGAAGAUUAACCAAGAUUCCCCUGAAGGGCAGAAAAGUGCUCGUGGUUUAAGAAAGAUUGCAGAGAAGUGGAUUUAUAAAAACACACAGGACGGGGAGGCUUAUGGGAUACUAGGGUUUAUUCAUAAAGAGAAAGGAGAGAAGAGCCAAGCCAUUGAGUGCUACGAGAAAGCUUUGAGUUAUGUAGACAAUGAUAAGUACCUGACUAAUCUUUGUGCUCUCAGGCUGUCAAUAGAGAAAUGACACUUUAUCAGCAAUAUAUUAGUAUGUAAGGUAUUUAAGUUCAAUUACUUGGACCAAUUUUACACUUAUAUACUCAUCAACAUUAUUGUAAAAUAACAUUUGUGCAGAGGAAACUUAAAUUUAGUUCUGUC